AUGGAUGAAGAUGACUUCUUAUUCAUCGAGGAAACUGGAGCGCGGCAUAAACCAGCUACAAAAUCAAGGAUCAAGAUGCAUGUCAUGGACAGAGUGGUAAAGCGAAAACGGACCCCGAAACUAGAUCGCACACCAGUUCGACGUCUCGAAAGUAAAGACCUUCAAGGGAAACAGAUGCAUACGCAUUAUGCAGAUCACCCUGGGUUAUUCGCUGGAAUCGACGACAUGGUCCGACUUGCUGGUCUACCUAUCGAGCUUGGUAAUACAGACAUGAAAUUCAUCUUACAUCAUUUUCUGAAUACUCACUCACCAUUGAUGUGCACUAUCGCAUCCGAGACUGGAUGGCUUAAAUAUGCUCUUGAAGAUGGUGCGCUAUUUACCAGUACGCUCUAUUACUGGGCUCUACUUAAUCAUCAGCGUCUUUCUGUAAAAUUCUUGAAUCUGGAAUCUGUUAUCAGGUUGAAAGGGCUUGCUAUUAGCAAGAUUAGUCCCCGCCUAAGUACACCAAAUCACGGUGGUGUCGAUGAUGCAGUGAUAGCCUCCGUGGCAUGCCUCGCCAAUGUAAAUUUGAAAAUUGGCAACCUUGAAGAAGCCAAGACUCAUUUCCGUGGUCUGACUGCCAUGAUCAGGGGUAGACGGGGCAUCCAUUCUUUGGGAUAUGAAGGCUUGAUCGCCCGACUAUUGAAGGCGACUGACAACUUUCACGCGCAACUAUCUGGCACCAAACUUUCAUUCGAAGAGCCCACAGAACUUCCUCGGGAAAUAUACUCCAGCUCACCUCUGAACUUCUCAUGCAACGAAAUAGUCACCCACUUAUGUGGUAUUGCAACAAAGCUAAUCGCUUCACCAAAAGAUAGCAUGUCGUUGGAAGAGCGCGUGAGCAUUGGGCAGCGACUUCUAGCCUCAGACCGCGAGAUCUUGAAAUACAUACACACAGCCUCGCCAUGUAUCUCGACUGUGGUGGCAACAGGAGCUUUACUUUAUUCCCAUGCGUUUUUACGAAACAUGGAGCCAUCUUAUCCGUUGGUGAAGGCAGCCGUAAAUCAAUUGAAGAUCUCAAUUGCCGCCGUUUGUGCUCUUGGAGGCGGCCUUUUCGACGAAAAUCCUCUUGCAUUGGUUUGGGCGCUCUUUGUUGGUGCACUUGCUUCACAGGAUAGGAGUCCUGACGGAAUAUGGUUCAGGAGGUGCUUGGAGAGAGCAUGUGAGGCGGACGGCCAGCGGAUUAUGGAGUGUUUACAAACAUUGACUGACACCCAAAAUCAUGGCACGCCGCAACCAUUCUAUUGGAUGCUUCAGGACAAUUGGAUACAAUUAUCUUCUGUAAAUACGAAAAUAUUGUGA
This is a messenger RNA of Hyaloscypha bicolor E, 1341 nucleotides long. RefSeq lists its product as uncharacterized. Bases 1 to 1341 code for a protein of 446 amino acids. The transcript is spliced from 5 exons. Lineage: Eukaryota; Fungi; Ascomycota; Leotiomycetes; Helotiales; Hyaloscyphaceae. The record is from RefSeq and is a predicted model, not a curated record.